Triticum urartu is the source of this 1633-nucleotide messenger RNA. Lineage: Eukaryota; Viridiplantae; Streptophyta; Magnoliopsida; Poales; Poaceae. The record is from RefSeq and is a predicted model, not a curated record.
CAAAUAUUUUCUAUAUUUAGUUCAGUAUUUCUUACAUUAUUAUUUCAAUGCAAUGACUUGGACUUUUACAAUGAAGUGCCUAUGGUGGCAUUGUCAAUGUCAAUAUCUAUUGACUCAACAUCACAUUGCUGCUCCGAGUGGUAGGUAUAUGUGUUCGCCUUCAUAGGUGUGUGUGUGUGUGUUGUGAGUUUAUGCGUUGUAACAUGUCUCUCAAAAUAAAAUAUUAACUAUAGUAUAUUGGCCAACAUUCAAAAUUUGGAAGUAUAACUCAUACAACUUCUAGUAACUUGAUGACAUAUAGUUUAAUACAUGACCUUAGAUAUGAAACAUUAAGUUGCAUAUAAACAUCAAUCGAGAAUAUUUAUGUGGGGACAUGAGUCAUUAAUAAGAAAAUAUUCACGACCAAUAUUGAUUUCUCCAUUUAUACUUGGGCGAAGAUCGGUGCGGAUUUUCUACGCGUGUGAAGGCAGUGGAGAUAGGUUGUCCAUUGGCCACACUUACCUUUUCCCAUCUAUAAAUACCUUGUCAUACGAGGCAUACCAGCACCCAACCACCAGACUAUCUAGUGGGAAGAGUAGGAAGAUCCCCAAUCUCCUCCAGCACCAUCUGGCUCUAACCUUCAGCUACAUGUUACAUUAUUUGUUUUCCUGCCUUGUUUUAUCAUCAGGCUUCUGGCGCUUUUAGUUUCAUCGUGAGGCUUCUGGUGCUUUUAUAGUGUCCAUGCUUUACAUCCAUGAGAAUGUUAGAGGUGGAUCUAUACCAGUAUAGGGUGGAAGUAUUCAUUUUAAUUUGAUCUGUUAAUCAAUAUCUUCAUGGUUGUUGUUCUUAGCACCCAUCUAUAUGCAUUUAUAUAUUAUUGCUGGCAUGUUAUCCUGGCGCAUCGGUUUUUUCAGCUCUGUCAUUGUUUCAUUUGAAAUAGACAAUUUUGUUUCAUUGUGUUAUGCGAUGUUUAAACUAUGAGUUUAGUAAUAUAUUAAGAUUUUGCUAGUUGAUUCUUUUCAAGAAUAACAAUGUGCUUGCAAGUACUAAUAUGGCAUGCAUGGAUCAAGAAUAAAAUAUAUUCAUGUGUUUGUAAUUCAUUUAGGUGAUCAUGGAGCUCAAGGCCAAAGGAUCCACCUCUAUCAAGGCACUACUUCUAGAGGACAUUGGAGUUUCUAGGUUGGUCCUCUCAACAAUUCUGCUCAGACUUCACUGUGAGGUUACUCUAGCCAUGAAUGGGAAGGAAGCUGUUGAUUUGUUCCUUGCGGGGAAAAAGUUUGACAUUGUUUUGUUCGAUAAGAAUAUGCCCAUCAUGACUUGUCCAGAGGCAAUUGUGAAGAUUCGUGCUACGGGGGAAACUGAUGUGAAGAUGGUUGGGGUUUCUGCCGAUAACCAUGCCAUGGAGCCGUUCAUGAGUGCUGGUGCUGAUUUAUUUGUGCCCAAACCAAUGAGGAUGGAGGCUCUUGGCCCUAUCAUUCAGGAGGUCUUCAACAAGAAGAAGAAUGAGAUGGCCUAGCGCAAUUCAUCUUGCUUAAGUGGUGGAGGAAAUAAUAAUGUAUAACUUUUUGAUCUAUGUCUGCUUCAGUCUCCAUUGUUGUGUUGCUUGUUCAAAUGUAUCAUUUGAUUUCGAGAACUUCAUGUUAAUGGCAAGACA